Actinia tenebrosa (Australian red waratah sea anemone) is the source of this 1115-nucleotide messenger RNA. RefSeq names its product serine-protein kinase ATM. Gene Ontology annotation, molecular function: protein binding; protein serine/threonine kinase activity. The record is from RefSeq and is a predicted model, not a curated record. Gene Ontology annotation, biological process: DNA repair. NCBI's taxonomy places the organism in Eukaryota, Metazoa, Cnidaria, Anthozoa, Actiniaria, Actiniidae.
UUGAGCGUGUAUCAGUGGAUCAUCCACACCACACCAUGUUCAUUCUGAUGGCCCUGGCUAACGCUGAUCGUGACCGUGAGUACGUUACAGCAGGCAAGAAGACUGGUAAAGAUUUAAGGUUAUCAAGAAACGCAGCUAAGAAAACCAAGGGGUUUGUUGAUGAGGCUCGCCUAGAAGCUGCCACCAGUCUGAUACAAAACAUAUCGCUACAUCGUGGGGAAUUGGUCGAAAUGACUAAAMAUGUUUGCAACGCGUACAUAGAGCUGGCGUACCUCGAUGUAAACCACCUGAAGAAAGAAACAGGUCCUUUCAAUCUACCCAAUCACCUGAUGAUCAAGAAGCUGUCUAAUAUAAACCACGUAGCCGUACCAACACUUGAUAUCAAGGUGGAUCCAUUGUGUAACUACGAUGAUAUYGUGUACAUCGCUCGUGUUUCGCCAACCUUCUGUCUAGCUGGUGGGAUUAAUCUGCCCAAGAUUAUCUCUUGUGUCGGCUCAGAUGGUAUAGAACGACGACAGCUUGUCAAGGUGAUACCRCUGUCYCAGCGUAGCGGGAUGUUAGAAUGGUGUGAAGGUACAACACCAUUAGGUGAUUAUCUGAUUGGCAAGUUUGGUCGAACCAUCGGUGCACAUCAGAGACAUUAUCCUCAUGAUUGGCAACCCAUCGAAUGUAGAAGAAAAAUGAUGCAAGUUGAUCAAUACAGAAAAACUAAAGCUGAAAUCUAUAAGGAAAUAACCGAUAAUUUCCAUCCAGUUUUUCGUCAUUUCUUCCUUGAGCGGUUUACAGACCCUGCCGUGUGGUUUGAGAAACGACUAGCAUAUGUCAAGAGCUGUGCCACGUGUUCCAUAGUUGGUUACAUUAUGGGAUUGGGUGAUCGUCACGUGCAGAAUAUUUUAGUUGAUUGUAACACUGCAGAGCUCAUCCACAUCGAUCUUGGUGUGGCUUUCGAACAAGGUAAAAUACUACGCACCCCCGAGACCGUUCCAUUCCGUCUAACACGUGACCURGURGAUGGUAUGGGCGUGACAGGGGUGGAGGGGGUGUACAGACGAUGCUGUGAGAAAACCAUGGAGGUGAUGCGGGGAUCACAAGAAGCACUCGUCACUAUCCUAGAG